CUUUCGGCAGAGCAUUGACUGACUCUUUUCACAUGAGUCUACAGUGAGAAUCGAACCCACACGUCCAGUAAUUAAAUUUCAUCAUUAGUCAAUUUAUAUAUUUGUUAAUGUAGGGUACAAUGUACUUCAAAGUGGUGCAACCUGGUUAUUCUAUUGCUAAGCGGAAGAGUGGAAUUAACGUAACUUUAAAUAUGGAUGAACUUUGGGCGGGUGCAUCUAAGGUUAGCCCCCCAUAAUAUUAUUAUGCUAAUUAUCAUAUAUAGCAUAGUUGGUUGCUAAAACCUGCCACAAAAGCUCUUGACAGAGCUAAACAGCCUAUAGUUCCAGACAUCACAUUGACUAGAUCUUUGUUUUGCAAGGUAAAAUUCACAGGUAUCUCACAUACAAGAGAUUGUGGCAUAGCAAACAGCCUCAAAAGUUUCUCAGAGCUCUUGUGUGUGGCUUUAAUUGCAAAAUUUAUGAAUUUCUAAUGCAAAAUUUUUUAUUUCUUUUUUUGUAGGAUUGCAAGAAAAGGUCAGUUUUGGAUACUAAUAUCUCCUAUUUAGAAUAUUUAUAGCAUUAAUAUAAUUAAUGAUUAAUAUAUCUUAUAAUUUCAUUUUGCCAUAUAGUCUACCUGCACAAGAUGAAAGGUAUAUUGCACUGUAGUGUACUUGUGAGAUAAUAUUGUAAAAACAUAGUCAUAGUCUAAAAUGUUGUAGAUACUGUGGCUUACAUUGUCCCCCAUUCUAUGCCUAGUUAGACUAGUUAAAUAUAAAUAUAAAUAUACUAAUAAUAUUUGUAGAGAUUUGAAAAUAAAGAAACUACAGAAGGAAAUUGAUGAUUUAAAGGCCACAUUAGCUGAGGAGAGAAUUUUGAACAGAUCACAGUUUCAACAAGUACUGUAUUUGUCAUGUUUUCAUGAUGAUAAUGGCACAGUCAGUGUACCAUAGUAUUUUCUCAUUGAUUUUUUUCCUUUAUAGUUUGUUGAAAAUACAAAAACUGAUGUUGAAGUUAUGAUACAGGAACAUAGAGAUCAUAUAAAGUAUGACACAGUCUGCAUUGUACUAAAAAAAUGCAAGCUUGCAAUAUCUCACAGUGCACAUGCAACGUCAAGUCUUUCUGUGCAAGUCUUGGGACUGACUCAAGUGAUGCAUGACUUGUAUUUUGCCCUCAUUGCAACCCCAGGGGGAAGACACAGUUGAUGCAAGCUACAAAGCUAUUUCAACAAUUCAAUUUUGCACUGUUUGAUUUUCACAAAUGCUUGAAUAUUUAGGACAAUUGAAGAAGAACAUGAGGUGGAGUUAGAAAAUUUAAAAGCAAUAUACGAGGCAAAGGUUUGUGUGUCGUGUUUUAUCCACAAAAUUGCAGUCGAGUUGCAGGGUGUACUGAAAAAAACUGGUCAACCGUAAAAUGGAUACCCCAAAGUCUACAGCAGUAUAACUAAUUUUCUGUAUCUGUAGAUUAAUGAAGAGAAGGAGGAAGCUAAUUUGAGAGCAAGUUAGUUACAGUACUCUUUGUUUUAUCAAACAAUACUCUUUAUUUUUAUGCUUUGUUAAACUUAUGUACAAUAGCUGCCAUGAAAUACAACUAGUUUAUGGUCUGCGGCACUUCAGCUAGAAAAAACCUUAAUCUAGUAUAUUAAAUUCUUUACAGUUGAAAUGCAGGAAGAGAUUGAUUCAAUCCAAGAAACUCUCCAAUCUUGCACGGUAUAAAAGUUAGGUCAUCAUUGAAAUAAAACUAAACUAUAAACUUCAUUUAUACUGGAUCAUUCUGUAUCAGUUCUAAACUGUUCUCCCUGGAAGUCUGAUAUGAUUGUUUUGCAACCUUACACAGUGGUUUGUUUUGGUUUGCAGGAAGAUGUGACUGCUAACUUGGAGAAACAGUGGUUGGAGAGAAAGGUAGCAUUGUUACAGAGUUCAGAUUUGACUACCAUUAACCAAUAAGAUGUGUUUACUCUACCCAAUUACCCAAUCAGAUUCGUCCUGAGCCAGUGUGAAGUAGUGGAAGUGAAAUCUGAACUUUGUCUAUUAUGUUGGGUACCUCAGUGGUUUAAUUUAUUCCCAUAUCACUGUUGUCUUCAUAGGAAAAACUUCACUCUGAGCAAGAACUUAAAACUGAAAAGCUACUUCAAGAACAAAGUAUGUCACUCUAUGAUGUGUUUUUCUACUUUAUUUGUUCCGUCUAAACUGCUCUCAUGCACUGGAGGUUCUCUUAUCUGCUCAAUGUUGUUAAAGAUGAAAACAGGAAUUAGACAAACACUCUUUUCCCAUGUGACCGAGAUGAAAUUUACUAAGCUUUUUCUCUAUUAGGAUUAAGAUUAAAAAGUGAACGGAUUGCAGCUUUGAAUGAAGUGACAGAGCGACAUGUGCGAGAACUUGGUGGCGUUAAGGAGACACAUCGUAAAAAAAUGAAUGUAAGUUAAUUUAUCAAUUGCUGUUCUCUCAGAAUGUACUGUAACUAGUGUUAUUUGUGCCAUUUACUGUUAUUUGUGUAGUUGGUUAAUACGUUUCCCUCGUGAAAUGUCGUUUAUUUACAUACAGUACUUACUACCUUAGGGCUGGUUAAUACACUAUCAAAGUUUCUGUGAUCACAGUAGGAAUUUUGCCUGGAUAAAUUCUAAGUUUUGAAGGAUUUGCAAGAAAUGUUUGAGGGAACCAGGUCAUCCAACUUAAUACUGAAUCAGUUCCUUCUACUAUUUCUUACAGCCGGUUUACCUAGUAUGCAACGUUCCUAGUACUGUGAGCACAGAAACUUUGAUAGUUACAGAUACAGAUAGAUACAGAUAUUUCACAGCACACUCCCUAUAUCAGGGCUUUUCAGUGACUGGUUACAUUAUGAAUAGAUAGAUAGAACCGGACUGACGUGAAGCAGACCGAGGUAGACUUUGAGCUUACAAAUGGCGCUUGAGCAGCUGCCGCUAUUAGUCCAUACCUCAUUAAUGAUCUGCCUCCAGACCUAUGUGCCUAACCCACCCUGUCAACUUUCCCUGUGGGAGGAAACACGGAGUGCCCGGAGAAAACCCACGACUUUCGGCAGAGCGUUGACUUUUACUCUUUUCACAUGAGGACUGGGUUCGAGUCACAUUGAGAAGUUCUCACUGAGAUUCGAACCUGCGACCUUAGAGGUGAAAGGCAAGUGCGCUAUCCACUUGGCCACCGAAGCCCCUGUACUGUACAGGGUAUGUCACUGGUUAAAUGUCAUGCUGAGUUCUUUCUGUCAUUCAGGCUGUCCGUGCAGAGUUUGCUGCUUUUGCAGCUGAUGCUGAGAAUUUGAAAAUCAUUGCUUUGGAAGCCGAGGUGUGUUUUGUUUUAUUUUCUGCUUCAUAUUUAGUUAUUAAUGAGUUUGACCAAUACUAUGAUGUAUUAUAGAAAUUGAAAGAGGAUAUGAGAGAAUUACAAGAUGUUCAUGCUAAAACGAAAGAAAAAUUGAGAAAAACCAAGAAUGAAUUAGCAGAUGCGGUAAUGGUUUAAUACUUUACAUACAUUGCGGUUGUCUUUAGUUUAUUUACUUAAUUUGCGGCUAUAGUUACAUGGCGGUUGUCGUUAAUGUUGUAUAAAGUCAUAUAUUUGUAUGAUCAAUUAUUCAAUCUUCUUUUUAGAAAGUACAACUUCAAGGUUAUGAACUUAGUUUUUCAGAAAAGGUACGUUCCCGUAUUGACCAUUACUCCAUUACAUUAGUUUUCAAAUGAAACUCGCUAGGUUCAUUUCUCUUAUGAUGUAUAUUUCUAUCCAGGUAGCAGAAGUUGAGGAGCGAUACUCGAUGAAGAUCCAAGGUCUUAUGCUGAACAAUACUGAUAUCAGACGAAACUACAUGAGAAAAUGUGCUGAACUUUUGGAUGUUCAAAAUAACAGCGAUUCCCCAAAGGUAUGUAGAGUAUACCGUAAAAUACUGUUGUCAUAUGUUCAUAAUACUGAUGAGAAACAGAGAAUUCUGGAGAACAUGUUAGAAAAGACAGAACAUCAAGAUAUAGAGACAAGAAGAUAGAAAGACAAUAGGAAGAGAAGCCACAGAGACAGAACAAGGCAAGGAAAUGCAAUUUUUAAGCUUUAUUUUUCGAAAAUAAAAUGCUUUCAAUGUAAAGAAACUGUACUUUUGUAUUUUGUUGCAGGAAAGAAAAUCGAGCAAUACCAAGAAUACGAUGAAGGUGAGUCCAUCAAAGGUGGUGCAUCACUCUAAACCUCACUAUUAUAUACAUAUGUACAUCAAAUAAAUGAAAAAUGGGAAAUAAAACUACAUCUCCCUGCAUCUUUUCAUUGUAUAGACGAUUAUACUCGCUCGCGCCAAAGCAGAUGUAAGUCUAGUAACAGAAAGAAAGAAACAGAAAAUGGACAGUGGAAGUCCUAAACGAGCACUGUCUCCGUUAAGAAGGCCACGAAGUGCUCCGGCAUUUAAACCGGAAGUUUUUGAAGAGGAUAAUUUUUUUUUAACAGUAUCAGAGCUGCGGACAUAUCGACCCAAUUCAAGUUUAGCGUGAAGGUUCAAUGUGAGAGGUUUAAAGGCACAGUUCAGCCUUAUUACAACCCUUUUAAUUGAAAAAAAAACUAACUAGGAAAACCAAUUAAGCAUAAUUCUAGAUCAAAUGUUUUUAACAUUAAAAAUGUUAAAAAAUGUUGAAAACAUUGAAAUCACUGAUCUUGAAUUUUUGUAUGGUAAUUUGGAGACAUAAACACUGUUUGAGUCAUACACUGCGUCACUGAAAAGCCGUCGGAUUUUAAGUCAAAUGUGUGUUUGUGUGUUAUAUUUAUUUAACAUAGAAAAGUCUAUGACCGAUCUCUAUUUUUAUUGUUAAUAGUAUUUAUUGGUAUAACUUAUUUAUUAAAAACUAAACUUUUUUAUACUGGAUUUUAUAUCCAAUGAUUUGAAAUCCAAUUUGUUUGAUGAGAUCCGUUAAUCGUGAGACAGUAUACGAUCCAGAGAAGAAUUUCAAUGCUGUCGCCAGGGAAAGAAGGCAAGAAAAGGAAAAUUAUUUACAUUUUUUGCAACAAGAUCAAAAUGUAAAUCUAAAGAAGUUUCAACACUUGUCGACGCGUCAAGAAAAAAUCUAUACACUGGUCUAAUGUAAGUACAUAUAGUAAAGAUGUUUGAUUGCCUAAGUGUUUAUAUUAUUAUCACUGAAUUAUUAUGAUUUAAAUAUCUGUGAUUUUUAUUUUUUAGAUAUUUUAUGUCAUUUGUUAACUACUGCAUGCUAAAGUCUUAGAAGACGCAUCAACGUAGAAGAUGCUUUAUUGAACAGAAAGUGAAAAUCUGCUUUUAAAAUUGCUUAACUUGCUUGAAGAUUUUUUGCUUCCCAUGGAUGACAAGCAGAAAUUAUUAAUUUAGAAACGACGUUUCAGUAGAAAAGGUACAGUACAGUAUAUUACUGAUAUUCCAAUUUUGCAUAUAGAUUAUAGUUUGUAGAUGUCGUCUUUCAUAUUUCGUUUCCCUGUUAGCUUCCCACAGGUAUUACCACAAUCACUCUUCAAGAGAUUCACUAUUGGUCAUCUUUCAGUCAUACAACUGCUGGGUCAACUUCAACCUUGAUGUGUGUGUACAAUGGAUAGAUGACAGUAUCGAGUAAGUUAUAUUUCAAUGUGUUCAAACCAUCGCUUUUCAUUCUUGGUACAACAUCAUUUAACAACUCGCGUGUUCUAGAAAAUUGAGAGUUGAAAUGUUUUAGCAUUUUGUCCAGGGAUGCCAAGAAGUCCCCCCAAGCAAACCAGGCAAUUACUCGAAGCCUGAUGAGAGGAAUGUAGGAAUAACCUCUUUGAUAUCGCUCAAAAUGGGCGGUUCAGCUUGGUUGGCGCACGUUUGAAGAAGACCUGAGCUGGCUGGAUGCAUCUCAACCCGUUUCAUAUUGUGCCAGAAAGAUUGGGAAGUGCAUACCAAACAAGGCGAGAAGACUUUCAAAGCACGUGUUUGGAAACACAAGUAGGAUCUGUAGGAUUUGUAAAAAAUGUUUGAGGGAAUCGACUACGUGUUAAACAAUCACUUCCCUCAAACAUUUCUUACAAUUCCUUCAUAACUUAGAAUUUACUGAUAAAAAAUUCCCACUGUGAUGACAGAAACUUUGAUAGUGAUAAAUGAGGUGCAAGCACAGGUACUGACCUUUUUUCAUUUUUUUUACCUUCGGCAUAAUGAUGUUCUUUGAGCAUCUUGUAGCGACCAGUUUCCAUGCUCGGUCGAGUAACUCUUAGACCAUUAGCGAUACACCUGAAAAUAUGAUCUGACAUUAAAUAAUAUCCUCAGGAAAAUACAUAGCCAUAGGCUAUGUAUGAGUAUGACGAAAAAAAUUUUUCGAUCAGCAAGUCAAACUUUGGACAGCUAAGCGUAGUAGAAACGAUAAUAAAACACGGCUAAGGAUUCAUUUGCAUACGUAUACUGCAUGAAAGUUUAUGUGUCAAAAUGUGCUUUAAAAUUCUCCUGAGCCAAACCUAUCUCCGUUAAUAUACGUUUUGAACAUUUCUAAGUCGAUCUAUG
Molecule: messenger RNA, 6435 nt
Organism: Paramuricea clavata
Lineage: Eukaryota; Metazoa; Cnidaria; Anthozoa; Malacalcyonacea; Plexauridae
Source: the annotation of a GenBank genome assembly